This is a messenger RNA of Phragmites australis (common reed), 871 nucleotides long. RefSeq names its product superoxide dismutase [Cu-Zn] 4AP. Gene Ontology annotation, biological process: removal of superoxide radicals. NCBI's taxonomy places the organism in Eukaryota, Viridiplantae, Streptophyta, Magnoliopsida, Poales, Poaceae. Gene Ontology annotation, molecular function: copper ion binding; superoxide dismutase activity. Bases 176 to 634 code for a protein of 152 amino acids. The record is from RefSeq and is a predicted model, not a curated record. The transcript has 8 exons.
UUAGAAGAGCAGCCGGUCGUUGCGGAGUAGCAAUGCUACUUGACAGCUUCGGCUGCUACCAACUACUCCUCGGACCAGCCCCGCCCGGGACCUUCCAGAAGCGCAAGAUUUCAAGGCCAUCGCCUUCGCAUCCCUUCCUUCCUCGCCGCGGGGGUCGCCUGAGAUCACAUAAAAAAUGGUGAAGGCUGUUGCUGUGCUUGGUAGCAGCGAUGCUGUCAAGGGUACCAUCUACUUUACCCAAGAGGGGGAUGGCCCCACCGCUGUUACUGGAAGUGUAUCCGGCCUCAAGCCUGGUCUUCAUGGGUUCCAUGUGCACGCACUUGGUGACACCACAAAUGGCUGCAUGUCAACUGGGCCACAUUACAAUCCUGCGGGUAAGGAGCAUGGAGCACCUGAAGAUGAGAAUCGCCAUGCUGGUGAUCUUGGAAAUGUGACGGCUGGAGCAGAUGGUGUUGCUAAUAUCAAUGUUGUCGACAGCCAGAUCCCACUUACUGGACCAAAUUCAAUCAUUGGCAGAGCUGUUGUUGUUCACGCUGAUCCUGAUGAUCUUGGAAAGGGUGGGCACGAACUCAGCAAGAGCACUGGAAAUGCUGGUGGCCGAGUUGCUUGUGGGAUCAUUGGACUCCAGGGCUGAAAGUGCCGUACGUCUCCUGCCGCCAUCAACAGGCCGAUAUGAACACUCUCUGAGCUUAGCAUUUUCCUCAUGUUUAUGCGGCGAUUCUCAAAUAAGAGCACCUGAUCUCUGAUCAGCGUAUUUGUCAUUCAGAACUGUGUAUCUACCGAUGAGCUAAACUGUGCACUAUGGCCUAUGCCUGAACCUGUUCACAAGACAUGUUGCUUUGUGAAUUCCCGAUCGAUAUGUUUUCUGGAA